AUGGAGCAAGUGGAUUUAGUGAACGCUAAUGUGUUGGCCGCAGGGGCCAAUAAGAAGUCCGUCCGUGUUGUUAACGGGCUUGGGUCAUUGAUGGGGUCUAAACAGAUGGCGGACGUUGAUUUUGAGAAUGACUCUAAUAUGGAUUACCUAUUGGAACAAGAUAAGAAGGAAAAGGAAAAGUAUAAGAACAAAAGACAUAUUAGUGAGUUGCCAUGGACUCUGAAUAACUGGCAUCUGCAUUUGAACUGGUUGAACUUAAUCUUGGUGGUGGCUAUCCCUCUUUAUGGUGUUUACAUGGCACUAUCGGGUCGUGUGCCAUUAAGACAUGAGAUUUUGAUCUUCUCGAUGAUUUACUACUGUAUCGGUGGUAUUUCUAUUACAGGUGGUUAUCAUAGAUUGUGGGCUCACAGGGCUUACUCUGCACACUGGCCAUUGCGUUUAUUCUUCGCCGUGUUCGGUGCCGCUAGUGUUGAAGGUUCCAUCAAAUGGUGGAGUCACUCACACAGAAUUCACCAUCGUUAUACCGAUACAGUUAGAGAUCCAUACGACGCAAGACGUGGUCUUUGGUACUCUCAUAUGGGAUGGAUGCUUUUGCAACCAAACCCAAAGCACAGAGCUAGAGCCGAUAUCGCUGAUUUAACAGAUGACUGGAUCGUCAGAUGGCAACACAGAAACUAUAUCCCAUUGAUGUUGUUCUCUGCUUUCAUUCUGCCCGCUUUAUUCUGUCAUUACAUGUGGAACGACUUUUGGGGCGGUUUGAUUUACGGGGGUGUUCUAAGGGUCUGCGCUAUCCAACAAGCUACUUUCUGUAUCAACUCCUUGGCUCAUUACUUGGGUGACCAACCUUUCGAUGAUAGAAGAACUCCAAGAGAUAACUGGAUCACUGCUUUGGUCACCUUCGGUGAAGGUUACCAUAAUUUCCACCACGAAUUCCCAACCGAUUACCGUAACGCUAUCAAAUGGUACCAAUACGAUCCAACCAAGGUUCUGAUCUACUUAACUUCUUUGUUUGGUCUAUCGUAUGACUUGAAAAAAUUCUCUCAAAACGCUAUCCAACAAGGUUUGGUUCAACAACAACAAAAGAAAUUGGACCGUACAAGAUCAAAGUUGAACUGGGGGUCUCCAUUGUCAAAAUUGCCUGUAUGGGAUAAGGACGAAUUCAUGGAAAAAUUGAAAUCUAAUAACGGUUUGGUCGUCAUCUCGGGUAUCGUCCACGAUGUUAGUGGAUAUAUCACUGAACACCCAGGCGGUGAGACUUUGAUUCAGGCUUCAUUGGGUAAAGAUGCUACUAAGGCUUUCAACGGUGGUGUCUACUUGCAUUCUAACGCCGCUCACAACAUCUUGGCUACCAUGAGAAUCGCUGUGGUCAAGGACAAUGUUGAUCAAGCUGCUAAGUUCGCCGCAAGAAGAGGUGAAGUUUACGAAAAGAAGUAG
Molecule: messenger RNA, 1434 nt
Organism: Kluyveromyces lactis
Lineage: Eukaryota; Fungi; Ascomycota; Saccharomycetes; Saccharomycetales; Saccharomycetaceae
Gene: OLE1
Product: stearoyl-CoA 9-desaturase
Exons: 1
Coding region: 1-1434 (477 amino acids)
Biological process (GO): unsaturated fatty acid biosynthetic process
Cellular component (GO): endoplasmic reticulum membrane
Molecular function (GO): heme binding; stearoyl-CoA 9-desaturase activity; iron ion binding
Source: RefSeq, a predicted model, not a curated record